Pichia kudriavzevii is the source of this 675-nucleotide messenger RNA. RefSeq lists its product as uncharacterized. The transcript has a single exon. Bases 1 to 675 code for a protein of 224 amino acids. The record is from RefSeq and is a predicted model, not a curated record. Gene Ontology annotation, molecular function: GTP binding; GTPase activity. Lineage: Eukaryota; Fungi; Ascomycota; Pichiomycetes; Pichiales; Pichiaceae.
AUGUCCAAUUCAGAUGGUAAAAGUCACUGUAUGUUGACAACGAAACCAGAGAGGGUGGUUGAUUAUAAGAUCGUGCUUUUAGGAGAAACAUCUGUGGGAAAGUCGAGUAUUCUAGAACGAUUACAAAAUGAUACAUUUAAUGACAGCAAAUCCUCCACAAUAGGCGCUGCAUUUAUAUCCAAGAAAGUGAUUAAAAACGAAACCGACCUCAUUAAUCUACAGAUAUGGGAUACUGCUGGUCAAGAAAGAUUUCAUAAUCUAACACCCUUGUAUUAUAGAAAUUCAAAUGCGGCUAUUAUAGUUUUCGAUUUGACAAAUUUGGAGAGUUUCAAAAAAGCUGAAUACUGGAUAGGGGAGUUAAAUGAAUAUAUAGAAGCUGAUGGAGGAGAUAUGAAAAUUAUACUUGUGGGCAAUAAACUUGAUCUUUUGGAAAAUGGGGAAUGCAGAUACGAGGAGGAGAUAAGAAGUUUCUUAGAAAAUCAUAAGGAAAUUGCCCAAUUUUUUAGAGCAAGUGCUAAGAACAAUAUAAUGAUUAGAGAAAUAUUUGAAUACAUCACCGAUGGUAUAGAUGCUUCGAUGUUCAAUAAAUUUCUUGAGGAUUCUCACAACAAGGGUGAUUUGAUAGAUUUAAAUUUUAACGUAGGAACAUCAGCAGCAUCCUCCUGCCAAUGUUAA